UUUUCUCCUUCAGCUUCUAAAUCUCUUCAACCCAAUCAACUCUCUCCCUCUCUCUCUUUCUGUCCAUACAUAUAUAUAUAUAUAUAUAUAUACACACACACACACACAGACACUCAUGCACAUACCCAUAUACACUUUUAAGAAAAUACAUACACCAAUGAUCGACCAGAUUCUUUAUUAAUUAUUAAUUAAUCUUUUUCACUGCAAAUACAAAUAUAUCGAUUGAGAAAUCAUGGCGCACACGAAAGAGUUCAUGGGGGCUCCCUUUAGAAGGUCUGGCAAAUCAAAGAAGCAAUGUGCCAAUAACUUGAACUGUAAGUUGAAUGUAAACGAAGAAUACAUGGGAGUUUUCAGGACGAAAUCAUACGUAGAGAUGUGGAGCAAAGCUCAAGGAGAGUUGGGAGAAACAAAUCUUGAUAAGCUCUCUACCUCCUCCUCAUCACCUUCCUUUCCUCUUCAAACACAUCUCACAGAAUGCUUGCUUGAACCACGCCAAGAAACUCUACUACAAAUGAUGGAAAGCUUGAAUUUCCAUCACCUCAUCAUCAAUUUCUUCGAAGCUAGCCUAGAGGCCUGCAACAUGUGCGAAUUACUCCUCCGAGGCAUCCAUCAAGCACGGGCGAAUUACCAAAUAAUCAAGAGGGUACUCAACACGAGCAAGCAAUUCAACAAUUUUGUUAGAGACUACCCAGAUGAGCUAUACUCCGAGAUAUACCAAGAGCUUGCUAGAUUUGCAUUGUGCAAAAAUCCACUAUCCAUUAUCAGUCCAGCGCAAUACCGUAAGGUCCAUGAUGGGAACAUGGUGUUGCUCCACAGAUUAACAUCCAAGCACAAGAAGAUUAGAAGAAGAGCCAAGUAUAGAUUCUGCAAGAAGGUCGGCGGUUAUAGUCUAGUGAUUUCACACAGUGCCCUUGUUAUUGGCUUGCUAGUUAUUUCACUCCACAGCAUAGUUGGUCUUCUCGCAGCACCUGGGCUGCUUGGUUUCCUAUUGUGUCUAUUCAAGAAGAAAACCAAGACAGAGCCACAAGUAAGAAGCAGGCUUGAAACUCUUGGCGCACAGCUUGAUAUCGCAGCCAAAGGAAUUUUCAUUCUGAUCAAUGAUUUUGACACCGUGAGCAGGCUGGUGAGGAGGCUGCGGGAUGAGCUAGAUCACCACAAAGCUGUUUCUAAUAUGUGUGUUAGGAGUGGAAAUCACGAGGUAUUAAGGGAGGUUGUGCAAGAGUUUAGGAUGCACGAAUCUAGGUUCAUUGAUCAAUUAGAAGAGCUAGAGGAGCAUCUAUACUUGAGUUUUCACACCAUAAACAGAUCCAGGAGGCUUGUUUUGGACGAGAUGAUGGGGUUCCAGAUAUGACAUGUAUAAAUCAGUCUAUUUAUAUGA
Carica papaya (papaya) is the source of this 1378-nucleotide messenger RNA. RefSeq names its product transmembrane protein (DUF677). The record is from RefSeq and is a predicted model, not a curated record. Lineage: Eukaryota; Viridiplantae; Streptophyta; Magnoliopsida; Brassicales; Caricaceae.